AUGUAUUUGCUUGACAAAUUCGGCCUCUUGCGGGACGAUCCACGAGGAGUGGGUGAAGAAGAAGAGAACCAGGAGGAAAGAAGAAGCAUGGGUAUUCUUUUCCCGCAGAACCUCACAACCAAGUAUUUAUACGUGAGCGAGUCUUUUGAUUGUUUCGACGCGAUUGGAAAUGGCAUGGUGCAGAAGCGGAUGUUGUUCAUCGCCGCCAUUUGUGUGUACAUCGCGGCGGUCAACAUACACAUCGUGCCGUUAAUCUCGACCGACGUCGGACACUGGUGCAAGAGGCCGCCGCAUUCCAACGUGUCCCAGGCUGACUGGAGGAAUGCGGCUAUUCCUUUGGACGCGUCUGGAAAGCCAAGCCAAUGUAGCAUGUACGAAAAUCCCGAGCAGCCCGACAACGCGACGACUGUGCUUUGCCUGGACUGGGAGUACGAAGAGCGCUGGCCCAGGGAGAGUGCCGUGACCACGUGGAACAUGGUCUGCUCGAGGCAGUCGCUCAUCGCCGUGAUGAUCGUGGUACAGAACUUUGGAACCGCUUUGUGUGUGACUGUAGCCGGAUACCUUGCAGACCGCAUUGGUCGGAAGUCUGUAGUGAUGCCGUCGCUGGUGGUCAUGCUGCUGUCGACUGUCAUUUUGUGCGUUUCCACUGCUUACCCCGUGUUCGCAGCGACGUUAUUCUUCGCAGCGGGCUCCAAUGCCGUCGCUAUGACCGUCGCCUCCUUGAUCCUCUUCGAGGUAUCCACUCACGCAAACAGGCCUCUGUUGAACGUCUUUGCCUCAACGUUCGGUGUCCUCUCUUCCGAUCUGUCGAUGGCAAUCCUGGAGCGAGCCGAGCUAGACUGGCAGCUCAGAUUAGCGCUCUUCCUCCUGCCAGCGCUGUUGGUGCUGCCAGCGUUCUGCUUCAUUGAUGAGUCACCGCGCUGGCUUGUGGCGAAGUCCAAGCUCCCCGAAGCGAAAAACAUCAUGCUGGCAGCCGCCGAGGUCAACCACUUUCCUCUCUCGAACACGAUGUGCCUGCUGGAGAGACUGAAGGCAGACAUCGACGGCCCCUUUGGGGAGCCUACGUCGGCCGAGGCAGCCAUGCUGGGCAAAUCGGCCAUCCGAAAGCACGCGGUGAUUAUAUUUACCUGCACUUUUACAACGCUCUUCGGUUACUACAGCACAAUUAUUUCACCGAUCUGGGAAGACGAUCCGGCGCUUCACUGGUUCGCAUUCGGGGCGGCUGUGUUGGCGUACGCCGCUACAAAUGUUCUGAUCAGGAAGGUAACCAUGCUAUCAACAAUCGCCGGACUGUUCGGGCUGCUAUUUGGACUCCAUUGCCUACUAAGCAUCGCAAUCGUAGGUGCGCCGGUGAUCGUCAGCAAGGUUCUGUUGGUGGUGACAAAGGUUUUAUACGUAGUCACCGCCAUCAUUGUUCCUUGCUACUCCCUGGAACUCUUCCCGACCGCCGUGCGCGGCUUGACCACGUGCUGCGGCUUCGGCUGCGGUGUAUUCGGUGCCGCCAGUGCCGCCAUGGUUCUUCUGCUCAACCUCGAGGGACGUUAUGAUAUCGCAUUCGCUCUACCGGCGUUGUUGCUCUUCGGCUCAUUGCUGGCGAUGUGUAGCCUUCCGCGUACCACGACGGUCGAGUGCGCCAAGACGACCCCUUCCACGGCUGAGGAUCGAACUCGUUGA
Messenger RNA from Dermacentor silvarum, 1674 nucleotides. Its product is annotated as solute carrier family 22 member 13. Gene Ontology annotation, cellular component: membrane. Gene Ontology annotation, biological process: transmembrane transport. Gene Ontology annotation, molecular function: transmembrane transporter activity. The transcript has 2 exons. The record is from RefSeq and is a predicted model, not a curated record. NCBI's taxonomy places the organism in Eukaryota, Metazoa, Arthropoda, Arachnida, Ixodida, Ixodidae. The coding region runs from base 1 to 1674 and encodes 557 amino acids.